Papaver somniferum (opium poppy) is the source of this 786-nucleotide messenger RNA. RefSeq names its product sec-independent protein translocase protein TATA, chloroplastic-like. Gene Ontology annotation, biological process: protein transport by the Tat complex. Bases 82 to 516 code for a protein of 144 amino acids. The record is from RefSeq and is a predicted model, not a curated record. Gene Ontology annotation, cellular component: membrane. The transcript has 2 exons. Lineage: Eukaryota; Viridiplantae; Streptophyta; Magnoliopsida; Ranunculales; Papaveraceae.
UUGAGUAUAACAAUAAAGUAGGAAGAAGGACUCAUGAGUUUAUCCCUGCAUUCAGAAUUCUGAGAGAGAAGCUGAGCAGCAAUGGAGAUCUCAACCACUCUCUCACUUAAAUCAAUUCCAGUCACUUCAUCGUCUUCUUCAAUCCUAUCAUCUUCUAAAUCACUGGUUUUCAAUAAUGGUGGAAGAAGUAAUUUCAUGAAUAUGAAGAAUAAUUGCUUGGUUCUAAACAGAAGUAGUAAAGGAUUCAAUUGUAAAUCUAUGUUUGGUCUUGGUGUACCAGAAAUUGUUGUUAUUGCUGGUGUUGCUACUUUACUCUUUGGGCCUAAGAAAUUACCUGAGAUUGGUAGGAGUUUUGGACAAACUUUUAAGAGCUUUCAACAGGCUGCAAAGGAGUUCGAGACAGAGUUAAAAAAGGAACCCGAGCCAGUUAUGCAGACGAUCGAGGAGAAAGCAGCAUCAGUGGGCGAUGAGCAGGAAAAUAGUGGUGUCAAGGUCACAAGCACGAUGGAGAACUAAUCAGAGUGGACUCUUGGGUCCUGACACCUACUCUAUUCUUCCAUAUAUGAUGAUUUUGUUGUUCUAUGGAAGUUUCUAGAAAUAGCGGUAGUAUACUCUUAUUUUAGUAGAUCAACAAUGUAUUACUAUUUAAUUACAUCUCCACGUUUGUUUAUCUUCAACUACGUUUGUUUAUCUUCAACUACUAGGCACCCAAAACAUCAAAAAAAUUCUAUUAAUAAGUUUGUCAUGGAAGGUUGAAAUUCCACUGUUUACCUUAUUUUUCUCCAA